Molecule: messenger RNA, 5083 nt
Organism: Stereum hirsutum FP-91666 SS1
Lineage: Eukaryota; Fungi; Basidiomycota; Agaricomycetes; Russulales; Stereaceae
Exons: 12
Coding region: 162-4943 (1593 amino acids)
Biological process (GO): mRNA export from nucleus
Cellular component (GO): nucleus; cytoplasm; transcription export complex 2
Source: RefSeq, a predicted model, not a curated record
CAGACGGCCAAAGCUAUACUCAACUCGUUUCUGUCCUCCAUUUUCAUCGUGUUUUCACUAUAAUCGGGCAGAAUACAGUUUUGGCAGCAUUGACAGUAGCUCUAGGGCUUCUAUUCGUCUUCUGACACUAUCGCGCUUGACUGUCGGAAGAUCCAAUCCUCAUGGAGGCCACCACGUCAAACUCUCGUACCCAUCGAGGCGGAGCCUUCAAUGGUACAGCAGAACGAGGACGAAGGGGACAUCCUCACGUGUCGAAGAACAAGACCUGGGUUGCAGAAAGCGUGACAGCCACAAGGAACGGGGCAAGCAACUCAAGGCAUCACAGUCCACCAGGAGCCGAGAAGAGGGAGAGGGGUGGAUACAGGGGUGGACGAGCAAGAGGCCGAGGGAGGGGUGGCCGUGAAUCGCACUCGCCAAGGCCGCUCACACCAAAUUCGCAGCUGGAGGACGCAGGCUCUGGCACAGAUGCGGAGACGGGCCACACAGACGGUGAGGCCGAGGAGAACCCAGUCUUUGAUUCUCCUGAAGAGCUAUCAAGCUUUUACCGAGAGCUGCUCAAAGCGCGCGAAGUUGAAAAGCGAAGAGCAAUCGCAGAAGGCAAGAUGAAUGACCCCGCCAUCGCUGUCAGGCUCGAGGACGCAAUAGCCAUGGUUGGAACAUGUAAAGACAUGUGCCCACGGUUCGAGCGGUAUCGACGGGAAAGAGAGAAGAACCUCUUCGAAUGGGAACGCCUUCCGGGAACGUACCAUGUCGACCAUAAGCGAGCCGUCAAGGCGUACGAACGAGCGGCAGGCGACAAGAGCUUGCCAUCCGACUUACGGCCUCCUGAAGUGCUUAAGAAAACACUUGAUUAUCUCUUCCACGAUCUCCAACCUCGGAAGGGAUUCCACCGAACUUUUGAUUUCAUCCGCGACCGCUCCCGUGCCGUUCGAAUAGACUUUGGGAUUCAACGUAGUAACGGCCAAAUCGCCAUGGAAUGCUAUGAACGUUGUGCGCGCUUCUCCAUCGUCGCACUCCACCUCGAACGAGACCAGCCUGGUUUCGUGGCCUACAUGGAAGAACAACAACUGAUGUACACCUUGAUGAGUUUGAAGGAGUUUUACGAAGCUGAUAAUCAAACGUACAAGUCCCCCCAAGAACUGGAAAUGCGGACUUAUCAUCGCCUCAUUCACAUACGUGACCAAGUCGAGCGCAACGAGACAAUUCGACCCGAAAUCAUGAAUCACCCCGUCUUCAUACUUACCACCAGAUUCCGUCAACAAGUCCAGGCUGUUUCUUCGCCUAUCACAAAAACGUCGACGCUCAAGGUCGACGAUGUGGCCAUGGCGAUUUUCGCUGAGUUGGCAAAGGUUCUGGUGGAUCAGGGUAGUCAGUGCAUGGUCUAUCUCGUAGCUUGCAUCCUGGAGUUUUUAUUCGGGAAGGAUACUAUCGAGAAUAUUGAGGGUAUCAGGGAGGGUCUGGAGAUUCAGGAUAUUAUCGACGGUGUUCCGAAUGCCGCCAUGGCCAACGGUGGUGCCUACAUUGAAGAGGGUGAAUAUUCAGCCUCAGCAGGCGAGGAUGAACCCGAAGAGCCCACACAACCUCAGACGAUACAGCCUAGUGCCACGCAAUGGCUCACCAACAACUUCGGCACUGAACCGAGCACCAGUGUAUUCGGUCCUUCUUCCUCGUCUACCUCUGGCCAAUCGACCUCCCUGACUCCCUCUACCGCACCCCGAACCAAUGGCUCGGCCUUCGGGUCUUCGACCAGUGCAUUCGGCGGACCAUCCACUUCGCAACCUGUUGCCCCCGCGUUUUCUGGGUUAGCGGCCUCGACAGGCGGCGCAUUCGGAAAAGGGUUUGGAGGAUCAGGGUCUGCAUUUGGCGGUGGAUCUGCAUUUGGAGCAUCCUCUGGAUCUGCACUCGGAUCGUCAUCUGGCUCUGCGUUUGGCCCGCCAUCAAAGACCAGUGCGUUCGGAGCGAAGUUUGGCCCGUCUUCCACCCCCUCUCCCGACAAUACCAAUGGCACCAAGCCCUCUACACCCUCGGUUUUUGGUUCGACGACAUUUGGCGCACCGGCGCCGUCAGGUUCGACCUCAUCUUCAUCUCCCUUUGGUGGACCGGCUCCUCAACCACAACAGCCAUCGCCGCCGCCAGCGAAACCUCCUUCCAGCGCAUUUGGAGCGACCAAGCCGACUUUUUCACUGGCAUCUGCGCCGCCUCUCGGAUCGACGUCCGAGUCCCCACCGCCCAGUCUCUUCGGAGGCUCGACACUCAAUCCCGCAGCCGCGUCCUUCUCGCCGCCAGCAGUGAAGACGGCGGCGCCCAAGCCACAGACGCCACAGUUCGGCCAUCAACUACAGUCAACGCCACAAACUUCACCUUUCUCCGGGUUCGGCCAACAACCACAAUCCACGCCAGUUUCACAACCCUCACCUUUCUCCGGGUUCGGUCAAACAUCCACCUCAGGCCCUACACCAUCACCCUUUGGUUCAACAUCUACACCAAAUGUGCCGGAGCAGAAAGCAGAACCAUCUCGGUCACCAGUCAAGAAUUCAUCGUUGUUCAGCAUUUCUCCUAGUCCUGCACCUCCCACGACAGCACCCCAACCUCCACAACCGCCGUCUACCUCAACACCCCACCCGAGUCCAUCUCCUUUCGGCUCUAUCAAUAGCACUAACACCAGUAACCCCCCUCUUCCUCGACGCAAGUCCUCUUCCUCCAGACCAACCGUCCCGUCCAUCUCAACCACCAACCUCACAGCCGCGCCACCGCCCAUGCCAUCGCCCGCCACGCCACUCCCCGAGCCACCGCCUUUGAGCAAAAACCACGUCAUCUCUCUGCCUCCAACACCGACCAUGCCAAACUACCAGUCCCCCGUCAGAACGAAGAGCCUCGUCGGGUUGCCCGCGGGUAGUUUCACGCAAGAAGAAGUUUUGAGCCCGUUAAUGUUGAGCGGACCGUCGCUUGCGGGGCAAAAAUCGAUUGUGGGGUCUGGAGCUGGGGCCGGGUCUUUGUUGCUUAGGAGGCCCAGUUUAACGGCGGCGGAGUUGGAGACGCAGAGGCAGUUGCAAUCGCAGGGUCAGGGCCAAGGUGGUCCGUCGACGUCUACACCACCUCCCGUGGCGCCGUCGCCUACGAAAGCGAAACCCAAAACAUCGCCACAAAUCUCCACCUCGACCUUUUCGGCGAAAGUCAAGCUGAAUGGUGAUGGCAAGAAGGCUGCGGACGAUAAAAUUAGGAAGGAGAGAGCUGCUCAAUUUGAUUUUAUGAAGACCGUAAAGCCGAUCUUGAAGCGGUGGAGGGAGAGGGCAGCGGGUCAUUUGAAAUGGGUGAAGGCUGUUGAGAGGAGUGAUGCGUAUAGCAAGAAGGUCAGGGAGCAGAAGUCGAGGGGGGAGAUACAGCAUGUGAAUGGAAAGAAGAGAAGGGAGUCGUCUGGGCAUGAGGACGAGGAAGAUACUCAGUCAGACAGGAGUAGUAGGGCCUCUCGGGAGGAGAAGAGGAAGAUCAGGAGGAGGACUUCGAAGAAGCGUGAGGAACCGAGGUCGGAUGAAAUGCUUGCGGACAGGCUGAGGGAGAACCAUGAACAACACGAACAACGGUGGAAGAGAGGCUCCCUCCUCGACGCUGCUCGAAGUCAUAUCAUCUCGCUCGCUGACGGAUUUCUGUUCGACUACCGGAUAUGGUUGUCUACGAAUCCUGACAACGACGAGACAGCUAUUUGGGUGGAUCGCAAGUUCGACGUUCCAAAAUCUGGGCAAUGGUUCGCGGAUAAUGUGUUUUCGAUACCUCUCAAGGAGGGAGAUUUGGACUCGACCUCGCCGGGUUUGAUAGUCUUCGAGAGAACACCUCAUGAGGGAGCGAAAGAUGCGAUUGAGCGGAAAAUGCGAACGUUGGAGGACUGUGGAAGAUUGCGCGACAUCGUCGAGACUCUUCCGUCGGAUCGACACUUCGUACCAUCUGUCGUGUUUAUCUCCUGGACAGACAUCAAGGAGAAUGUGUUAGAAGACGACCUACUGGCGAUGACACAAAGAUAUGUCGCAGAGAAGAAACUUGAAAGCUAUGGCACGCUCCCUUUGACGGCUAAGACAACCGACGUCGACGAAAAGUUCGUUGCGGUCCUUGCGAGCACGACAUUAGAUCUGUACGGGAAACUGGCGGAGCUUCUAUCGUGGCAAGAUCUCUUAAAAAUCAUGGUUGCACCAUGGAAAGACUUCGCCGCCGACUGGGUCUCGCGAUCUACGAUGGAUCACGAGGUGGACUGGGAUCUGUGUAGUCAGAUCAUGCGUGCCCUCAUCGAGUGUCUAAACACACUCGCGACGUCCAUGUUAAUCCGAUUCGUCCCUGGUAGACCUCCUCAGGCACUCCCGGACUUCCCGCCAAAUGGAAUCGAUUCUUCAGACUCCCUCUAUGAUGCGAUGUCCGAGUAUCUCAGCGAUAUCAAAAUCAAGAAUUUCUCUGAAGACAUCCAGAGAGACCUUCAGUCCCAUCGCUCCUUGGGCAAAGAUUUCCCCAUUCGCGCCUUCGCAGAUCAGCUGUAUACUCUUGCUUUAUCUCGCAUCGAGCUAUGUGUCGGCGCCGACACAUCCCUUAAAUACCCUACUCCCAAGAAUGAGAUCGAGGAUAUUUGGUCCGACACACAGCAGACGAUAGAGGAGACAGCGGACAAGCUGCGUAAGACACUUGCAUUCCACGUCCGACCAAAACGAAGACGCUCCCGCGAAUCAAGCGACAAUGAUAGUGAAUCUUCGCCACACAAGAAGGCGAAGUUUGCCACAGCCGAAACGUCACCGCCUCCCCAAACCAAUGGGUCGAGCCCCCCAAACAAUGGCCAUCCGGUUCCGUCGCCCAGCGUUUCGCCCUCCGCGUCCAGCUCGACCGUCAAUGGCUCUUCGUCUGACUUGAUAACACCUGCGAUGUUGAUGCAGCGGGCUAGGGCUGCCUUGAAGAAAUAUGGGUCUUGAAUCUCUCCCCUUUCUAUUCAUCUGGACGCGAUCUCUUAUUACCUAGCAUAUCUGUGGUUUGAUGUUGUCUGUUAUCGUGUUUACUGUAUUUAUUUCAAUUUUUUGUGCACUUAUCUACUCCUUCUGUGUUACUGGCUGGC